Messenger RNA from Anolis sagrei ordinatus, 1053 nucleotides. Its product is annotated as phospholipase A2. Gene Ontology annotation, biological process: phospholipid metabolic process; arachidonate secretion; lipid catabolic process. NCBI's taxonomy places the organism in Eukaryota, Metazoa, Chordata, Lepidosauria, Squamata, Anolidae. The record is from RefSeq and is a predicted model, not a curated record. Gene Ontology annotation, molecular function: calcium ion binding; phospholipid binding.
AUGGGGCGACCCCCGCCUCCUCUCCUCCUCCUCCUCCUCCUCUUCUUCCUCCUGCCGCUGCUCCAAGGAACAGAAGCAGCAGGAAGAGGAAGAGGAAACGCUCCGCUACGGAGCCGGAGGGGCAUCUUCCAGCUGGCAGGGGCCAUCCUCUGCUCCACAGGGCGCACCCCCCUGGCCUACCUGCGCUACGGCUGCUACUGCGGGCUGGGAGGCAGCGGGUGGCCCCGGGACAAGGCCGACUGGUGCUGCUUCCGCCACGACUGCUGCUACGCCGAGGCCGAGAAGGAGGGCUGCGACCCCAAAAUGGGCAGCUACCCCUGGGAAUGCGAGGACAAGGAGGCCAGCUGCGACGACAUCAAGGACGACAAGUGCCAGAAGCUGGCCUGCAAGUGCGACCGGGAGGCUGCCCAUUGCCUGUCUGAAGCCCCUUACCAGCCCACCUACGUCUUCUGGCCACUCUCUUCCUGUGGCAGCCGCAGCCCCAAAUGCAAAGGCAAUUAGGACCAUGACCAAAGCGAAGGGGCCACACAUUUCGUUUCUCCACUCUGUUGUGUCAUCUCAUGAUAAUACCAUAUUUACUCAAAUCUAAUGCUCACCCUUUUGGGGCUAAAUUACCUUUCCAAAAUUAGGGUGCGCAUUAGAUUUGUGCAAUAUGGUAAUCUUAGUGCCAGGCCAGUGCAAAAGAGAAAGCUACUCCAGGAGUUCCUAUUUGAGGGAUGUCAUCUCUAAUGUAGUUGCCAUGGCUCAAUACUAUGCAGUUUGAGGAUUUGUAGUUUGGUGAGGCAUCCGCAUUCUUUGGCAGAGAAGGCUCAAGACCUUGUAAAACUACACCCUGGGACUCCAUAGCAUUGAACCAAAGGAAGUAAAGUGGAUUCAUUCUACAGCAUAGAUCAGUGGUUCUCAACCUUCCUAAUGCCGCGACCCCUUAAUACAAUGCCUCAUGUUAUGGUGACCCCCAGCCAUAAAAUUAUUUUCGUUGCUACUUCAUAACUGUAAUGUUACUACACUUAUGAAUAAUAAUGCAAAUAUCUGAUAUGCAGGAUGUACUUUCAU